AUGGGUACGUCUCAGUCGCCGCUGUCGAAUUGGCUGCCGUCCUCGACAUCCCUGCAGUCCGUCGCUCAGAUGAACUUCAUCAACCCCAUCAGAAACCUCUUCAGAGGCAGCGAGGCUGAGAUUCAAGCGAUGUCGAGCACGUACGACGCGCUGUGCAGCAACAGGGAUGACAUUCACCCCACAGGUUCCUGCGUCAACCUCGCCACAUGCAUGUUCUCGGGGGGCACUGCCGCCCCCGCCACCGCUAACGACAACUGUGGCCCACUCGAGGGCGUCUGUUGCACUCAUCACUUGUCGUGUGGUGACACGAUGGUGAGUCGUGUGGCGUUCUGGGAGAGUGAGAAAUAUCCUGCACUGUCCCCUAGAGCCGACGGCUGCACUAUAAACAUCACUCCCAACCGCAACGUCUGCUACAUCAGAGCCGAGUUUAUUGACCUGGUGUUGACGGCUCCUCGUGUCGACAUAUGUGAGGGUAACACCCUCACUAUCUCAGGCCAGGCAGAGGGCAACAGCGGCGUGCUCUGUGGCAACCUCAAUCAGCACGAGACGUUGAUCAAAGUUCGUGAAGGCAUGACUGGGGUCUUCAGAGUUUACCAGGACGUGGUCAUGCACAUGGACGUGCAAGACAAACUGCACAAGUAUUUGAUAAAGCUUACACAAAUUAAGUGCGACCAAUCGAUGAUCUCACCAAUUAAGAUCAGCCGAAGGCACAGCAGGACUUCUCCCCGUGGACGUCUUUUCACAUCUACGAAUGAAACAUCUGAAAGCGUAAAAGAAGAAGAUGUUAAGACGGAAUUACCGCCCAGCAAGGAUGAACCAUCAACAACCGAAGAACCUCAGUCAAACCCAGUAGAAGAUGAAAGAAAAAACCCAGAAGAAAAGAUUCCUAUUCGAGUGCGACGUCAAACUUAUCGUCGAGAAAAGGAAGCAAAGAUAACCUCCUCUGAUUCACAGUCAAGAAAUGAUUUUUUCCCUGACCAAGUCCCGAAUCCUCAAGACACUCUUCAGCUACAAAAUACACAGACUUUGGGUCAAUGGACUUGGUUAAGGAACAUGGUGUCGUCACUACCCUCUUUUGGGAAUAUAUUGGAUUCUUCGGAGCCUGCAGCUGUGGUGCAACCUUUGAAGUCCGAUGUUCAGAAAUCUGCCUGUGACCCAAGAGUCUCUCGUUGCGAAACACGGAGUAGUACGGCUUCCUCAGACUCCUUAGGAGCAUUGUUAACAAGACCGUCAAGCUCAAGUUUAUCAAUGAAGUCACCUCAGAACACAAAUUCGCAAUUAUUAAACGAUCAAGAAAUCAUAAGACAGUUGUUCGGUGACAAAUUUAAUCCCGAUGCAGAUUCUGAACUCCGACCCACCAAUCCUAAACUCCGGAGGAACUCGAAUUCCCUGCCGGCUCCAAAACUCGAGCAUCAAACUAACCCUCAUGUUCGGCCCCAAGAUAAUCGUCAGUUCGAAGCACUAGCUACUCGACUACCAGCCGGGCUACCUGAUCGCUCGAUAAAAAACCAAGCUAACAGUGAGAACAAAAUUAAUAAAAUGGUUGAAAUUUUUGAUAAGAAUCAAUCCAUACUAGCCUUCCUUGGUCAGUCACCAACGGACAUGAACGGAUCGUCAUCGCAUUUUAAAAAUGACACUGUAACAAUAACUACUGAACCAAGUUACUCUCCUACUCUUGGGAACAUUACAGGCCCAACACCUACUAACAAAUCUGACUUGCAAACACUCUCUGGCGAAUCGACUUCAACUGCAGAUAGCAUCAGUGUUGCUGAGCUCAAGGAAGUCGUCGAAGAAGGAAUAGAGGCUAGAAAAGCCUCCGGCGACGGGCUUUCCUUGCCUCGACGUCGUUCAUCUUACGGACAGACGAGUAGCAGCUUAAUUGAUGAUGGUUUCGUGGUUUUAGUUUCCCCGCUUGACGCUCCCAAUGCCAACAAGGAGCCUCAGGCCUCCGGAAGCGAUUUGAAUGCCCUGGCGCAACACGUAGGCAAAUUAGCAGCAACCAACUUCUUGAACAAUCUUCGGCAAUCUCAAGGAGUGCACAAUACUGCUGAUCAUGUCACUUCUCAGGGUCCAAGUCCCUCCACAACGCAGAGCUCACCGAAAGAAAAAGACACAUCAUUUUACGGGUACUUGAUCGUACGAAACGAGGUUGGUGAACAUUUCUUCUGCUCCGCGACUCUCAUUUCCCCUCGAUUCGCUCUUACGGCAGCCUCUUGCGUCAUGAGGAAAGGAUUCGAAACUAAGAACUACAGAAUUCACGCUGUGUUCAACCAAGAUGACUUAGGAGACCCACGAUUCCGCUCUGGCGAGACGCUGUUCAACAAAACCCACCACGUCAGAGUUUCCAAGACGGUGUUCCAUCCCAUGUACAAGCACGGCGAACUCGCCUUCGACUUGGCGGUGCUCAAGCUAGAGCGGGACAUGAUCAAGUGCACGCCUGUCAGCAUUGCUCGACCUGACACGGAACUUGUCGGGGAGGACAUCACGAUGCUGGGGCACGGAGUUCGGCCUACACCGCUGCUCAACUUCGCUGCGUACGAACGUCACCUCACCUACAUCAAUGGAAGGUACCUGCACCAAGAAGCUUGUAAUGAAAUUUACGACGACUCCCCCAUGAAGCGCAAGCUCUACCACGACAAGUUCAUCCUGCCUGAGAUGCUCUGCAUCCUCACCCCUAAAGGCAUCCAGCUCUGCGAGGGAGACCAAGGAGGCCCCGUCGUGAUUAAUUUCGAAGAUGAAGAGAAGCCUCCUCGCCUCAUCGGCAUAGCGUCCGGUAACGAUAACAACUGCGUCGGCGUCAAAAGGUGGGCAUUUGGGUGAUCUUUUAUAAGCUUC
Hyalella azteca is the source of this 2835-nucleotide messenger RNA. RefSeq lists its product as uncharacterized. NCBI's taxonomy places the organism in Eukaryota, Metazoa, Arthropoda, Malacostraca, Amphipoda, Hyalellidae. Gene Ontology annotation, biological process: proteolysis. Gene Ontology annotation, molecular function: serine-type endopeptidase activity. The record is from RefSeq and is a predicted model, not a curated record. The transcript has 14 exons. The coding region runs from base 1 to 2820 and encodes 939 amino acids.